This is a messenger RNA of Sparassis crispa, 336 nucleotides long. RefSeq lists its product as hypothetical. Lineage: Eukaryota; Fungi; Basidiomycota; Agaricomycetes; Polyporales; Sparassidaceae. The transcript is spliced from 4 exons. Bases 1 to 336 code for a protein of 111 amino acids. The record is from RefSeq and is a predicted model, not a curated record.
AUGCGUUCUUCCGCCUUUCUUGCCAUAGCCGCUUCUGUCGUUAUUCCUGUGUUCGUCGCUGCUUCCCCUACGCCGGCCGACGCCUUUGAGCCUAGGCCCUCCGGCCCCGAUUGGCGCAGGGAUGCUCUGGACGUCAGUGGCAUCGAGAGCAACAGCAACAACCGGCUGCACUCCCGUGUCAACGAUGCUUAUUCCGGCGGCGAUUUUUUGGAGGAGGGAGUUCGCGACGUCAUUGGCAGCACCAGCACCAGCAACAACCAGCCGCACUCCCGUGACGACGACGGGUCCUUGGGGUGCGGCUUCGAUUGCGCCGCGGAAAUCGAUGAGCAGAACUGA